AAUGAUGGUGAGCCAAUUAGAAGAUCGAUAUGUUAUAGCACUCACCUACUUUAAUGAUUAACAUCGUUAACGUCAAACAUUUCUCAUUUAAUUAGCUGUUAAGAGAUCUAAAUCUAAAAUUAUUAAAUCAAACUGUACGUUGAGAUACCAUUUUUAGGGGAGAGAGUCGUAACAGUAAAUAAAAUAAAAGUGUAUUUAUUACUCCUUAAGUCCUUUAUGCUCUUCUGUUCUGAUGUGAUUCUUCUUUUGCAUGUAUCUCAUAGAUUGAUUUGUAUAAACACACAAGAAAGAACCAUCACCAUGCCUUCGGAGUUAACUCAGGAAGAACGAUCCGCCCUCGCACAAUCCAUCGCCGAGUUCCACACUUACCAGCUCGGUCCAGGAAGCUGCUCCUCGCUCCACGCGCAGCGAAUCAACGCGCCGCCGGAGAUCGUCUGGUCAGUCGUCCGUCAGUUCGACAAACCGCAGACCUACAAACACUUCAUCAAAUCCUGCUCCGUCGAGGAAGGAUUCGAGAUGCGUGUUGGAUGCACGCGCGACGUGAUCGUGAUCAGUGGAUUGCCGGCGAACACGUCGACGGAGAGGCUCGAUAUACUCGACGACGAGAGGCGAGUGACGGGGUUCAGCAUCAUCGGAGGAGAGCAUAGGCUGGUGAAUUACAAGUCGGUGACGACGGUGCACAGGUUCGAGAAGGAGAGACGGGUAUGGACGGUGGUGCUCGAGUCGUACGUCGUGGAUAUGCCGGAAGGGAACUCGGAAGACGAUACAAGAAUGUUCGCUGAUACUGUCGUUAAACUGAAUCUGCAGAAAUUGGCAACUGUCACCGAAGCCAUGGCUCGUAACGCCGCCGGUGAGCGAGGCGGUUCUCAGAGUAUUUUUGGAUCGACCACAUGCUCAACAUUCGAUCGAUCCGUAAAAUGAUGGUCGAUCUCCUUGGCCAGAGUCCGGAGUGAUGGGUGGUUAUGUAUCUUGUUGGGUUAACCUGAUACGACUGUUGGAGGAAGAAACAUUGUUUUAGGUUUUAAAAAUGUUGGCUUUUAUUGUGUUACAAAUUGACCAAAAUUAGCUUUAAAAAACAAUAUGAUUGGAAUAUGUUUAAGGUAGCACUAUUGUUCGAAUAAUUUGAAAAUAUAGCAGCUAAUAGAUAUCAAAAGCAUGCGAGUAAAUAGCAGUAUCAUAAAGCCUUCUUGACUGUAUGCUCUGUUGUUGGCACUGGUCCUUCUUCAACAGUGCAUCUGCCUAAAGCAACCUGAACAUGUGCGGUGAUGGUCUCUAGGAAGAAACACAUCUGCCUCCCGCCUCCGAACAUAUCACUGCAAGGGUUGUCGCAAUUGAAAUCUAUAGUAGUGUAUGGUGUAAUUGUCAUAAGAAAAUGACUCAAUUCUCAAGAAUCAUGUCCACUUUUUUGUUUCCAUUCAACAACAAAGAUAAAUAGAAUCAUAAUAUUAUUCUUUUAAUAUCUAUUAUAUAUUUCUUACCCAAGAUAAAUUCAAAGUGUUACAAAGAAACUUGAACAUCAUCUCAACUGAUCAUCAUAAUGAGAAUCUCAGUGUCACACAAACACAUAAUCAGACAUCUACUUUGUGUAUAGAACACAAUUUAUUAUAUAGGCGGUGUGUAUGUGUACUUGUGUUAUUAAAUGUAAUGGAGUGCUUCUUUCUUCAAUACACACUCCUACGAACAGGAAAAGGAAGAGUGUGUAUGUGUACUUGUGUUAUCCGAAUUACUUCCAUAUCUCAUUGUCCAUAUGCCACAAUGGUAAAUUGCAGCAUUCUAACCUUCAAAUACCACAAUGGAUCCUCCUAAGUAUAUCACUGCUUAAGCUACUUCAUGUGCACUCACCACCAUGCCGUUGAGGAUCCACAUUCUUCUGCAAAGUGAAAAUCCAGAUUUAAGUUUUAUUCAUGGCUUUCUUGGUUGGUAAGUACAUCAACAAAUUAAAAUUAACAGAUAAACAUGGAUGAUUAAAGAGACACUCGAUAGUAGGCAAUGUACAUGAAAGUCUGAGCCAUUUACCUUCUUUUGUGGAUCUUUCUCAAGGUUUGAUUGAAAAAUUGUUCAUGUGAUGUCAUAAACAUGUUUAAAACCAAACAUGAACCCCAGCCGCCAGAUUACAAUAACCAAAAGAAAAUAAAGCUUUCCAUCAGCGAAUGCAAGCACAGUGUUUUUGAAAUGAAAAUCUUGUACCUUAACUGUUAAAUCUUUCUUCAGCUCUAUCGUUUCAGUAACAUGCCUUACAAAGAACCCCACUAACAACAGAGAGAGCAACUUCAUUCACCCCUUGAUCGAUCGUACACCUCCUUCUUACAACUUGCAAGGCCAAAACACUGUAUCUAAAGGCAUACAAAAGCUCAGCACAAUAAAAUCAAGGAUUACAUUUGAAAGCUGGAAAAAUAAGCAAGUAUUACCAAAUGCAGUGGAUAUAUUGGAUGGUCAAAAACAGAACCAUAGCUCAUGUAGAUGACUGUUUCAUCAUUGAUACACUUCCAAUAUACCACGUCAUCCUUACUCUUUCUGUCACACUUAAUAGAUGCAGACGAACCUUGCAUUUGAUCCUUUCCUGUAGCCAUCUUUAUCUCUCACCUUCCGUUAAUUACCUGAUCUUAACCCCGAAGAAAUCAUGCGACAACGAAAAGCGAAUCAGUGAAUCAUAUGCUUAGCUCUAUAAAUGAUCGAGAAGAUUGAAAUGAUAAAUUUCAAGGCAUGAGACUGACCUUUUUGUAAUAUGGAUUCAGGAGAACAAAAGGCGGAGUUAAAUAAGAGACCUGAGAAUCCAGCAGGAGCAUAUCAACUCCCAUGAGCUCUCCACCACGGCGGACAUUCCUGGCCUCCCAGAAACGGAGCAACCGGACUUGAACAGUGGAGUAGGAUCGGCCCGUCUGCUGAUCGGAGAGGAAGACCAAAACGUUAGCCAUAGCUCACAUAUUUAGUUUACUGGUUAGUUUAGGACGAAUGAGCGAAUGAUUCUUACCUUUUUAUAGUUGAACUUAAACCGCCUUUCAGAAUAAGACCCCGCAUUGAAUAUGGAUAGUGGGUGAUAGAUUAAUUGAGGGUUUUAAGAGAAUUCGGUAACUGGUAUCGUUUCGUAUGAGGAAGAAGAUGAAAGAUCGAUUGAGAAACUCUCAUCGCCAUGAGCUCCGGAGAGGUGAAGAAGAACACAGGAUCUAACCCUUAAGGAAAACACGGCGUUUCAUGCUGGCUGAGAUGAUAAACGGACUGGUCUGUAAGAAGUUCACACGAAGCCCGGCCCAAACGGAUUGCACACAUCUAUUAAUGAAACGCAGCGGAUUGGUUAUCAUGACACGUGUCGCAUCCAGAAGAAACGAUUUGAUGACGUGUCUCUCUAAGGAGAGAGACAAAGUCUUCUUUAUAGUAUUAGAUUAACUUUGUUUUGCAAUUGCAUAAUAGAGUUUUUGUUCAUACAUGUGUUUUUCUUCUGUUUGUUACACACUAGAAUCAGACCGACGAAUAUUACAUCUUUCAGCCAGGUGUAAAAUGUUAAAAUACCACAUUUACUGAAAACGAAAUAAAAUAGUAUGCAUGA
Molecule: messenger RNA, 3544 nt
Organism: Brassica rapa (field mustard)
Lineage: Eukaryota; Viridiplantae; Streptophyta; Magnoliopsida; Brassicales; Brassicaceae
Product: abscisic acid receptor PYR1
Biological process (GO): abscisic acid-activated signaling pathway
Cellular component (GO): cytoplasm; nucleus
Molecular function (GO): abscisic acid binding; signaling receptor activity; protein phosphatase inhibitor activity
Source: RefSeq, a predicted model, not a curated record